GGUGGGUGCGAGGACAUGGGAGCUGCUUGAGACAGACCCGGAGCGGACGGAGGGGAGGACUUGAGGGGAAAACACGACCGGGAAGAACAUGGGAGUCCCUCUUGGAGCCUCGCUGCUCCUGUGCUGCUGCCUGGGGCUCAGCCGGGGAUCUCCACUAUUGCUCUUUGCUAACCGGCGGGAUGUCCGGAUGGUCGACGCAGGAGGGUCUAAGUUGGAAUCUGUCGUGGUAAGCGGCUUAGAAGAUGCUGCUGCAGUCGAUUUCCACUACUCACAGGGCAUUAUUUACUGGACGGAUAUCAGUGAAGAAUCUAUAAAAGAAACCGUUUAUAAUCAGAGUGGGAACUUGCAGAAUGUUGUUAUUUCUGGGUUGGUGUCUCCAGAUGGGCUGGCAUGCGAUUGGAUUGGCAAAAAGUUGUAUUGGACAGACUCUGAAACUAACAGGAUAGAAGUGGCUAACCUGAAUGGAACUUACAGAAAUGUCCUCUUCUGGCAAGAUCUCGAUCAACCAAGGGCCAUUGCCCUGGACCCAGCUCAUGGGUACAUGUACUGGACCGAUUGGGGAGAAGCACCACGUAUCGAACGUGCAGGAAUGGAUGGGAGCACCCGCAAAAUCAUAGUAGACUCGGAUAUUUAUUGGCCCAAUGGGCUAACAGUUGACUUAGAAGAGCAAAAGCUUUAUUGGGCUGAUGCCAAGCUAAGUUUUAUUCACAGAGCUAACCUGGAUGGAUCAUUCAGGCAGAAGGUGGUUGAAGGAAGCCUCACACAUCCGUUUGCUCUGACGGUGGCUGGCGACACAUUGUAUUGGACUGACUGGCAAACUCGUUCUAUUCAUGCUUGCAAUAAACGCACCGGGGAAAAGCGAAGGGAGGUCAUCAGCUCACUUUACUCUCCUAUGGAUAUUCAAGUGUUUAGCCAGGAGAGACAGCCGCCUUUCCAUACUCCAUGUGAUGAUGGUAAUGGGGGCUGCUCACAUCUCUGCCUUUUGUCCCCACGGGACCCAUUUUACAGCUGCGCAUGUCCCACUGGAGUGCAACUGACUCAAGAUGGCAAAACUUGCAAGACGGGUGCUGACGAUGUUCUUUUGCUUGCACGGAGGACAGACUUGCGUAGGAUCUCCUUGGACAUGCCGGACUACACAGAUAUUGUUCUUCAGAUUGAUGACAUCAAACAUGCUAUUGCUAUAGAUUAUGACCCAGUAGAAAGGUACAUUUAUUGGACAGAUGAUGAGGUCAAGGCAAUUCGUCGUGCCUACUUGGAUGGAUCAGGAGCACAAACUUUGGUGACCACAGAGAUCAAGCACCCAGAUGGAAUAGCUGUGGAUUGGGUGGCUGGCAAUCUUUACUGGACUGACACAGGGACCAAUCGUAUUGAGGUCACUAGGUUAAAUGGAACAUCAAGGAAGAUUUUAAUCUCUGAAAAUCUGGAUGAACCUAGGGCCAUUGUAGUGAACCCACUGACUGGUUACAUGUACUGGACAGAUUGGGGAGAAAACCCAAAGAUUGAAUCUGCUUUCCUGGAUGGCACUGAAAGGACUGUGCUUGUAAACUCAUCCUUGGGCUGGCCCAAUGGUCUGGCCCUCGACCUGCUGGAAGCUAAACUCUAUUGGGGAGAUGCCAAAACGGACAAGAUUGAGGUUAUCAAUGUUGAUGGUAGCAUGCGGAGAACAAUUCUUGAAGACAAGCUUCCACAUAUAUUUGGAUUUACACUUCUUGGGGAUUACAUUUAUUGGACAGACUGGCAAAGACGAAGCAUUGAAAGGGUUCACAAAGUGAGGGCAGGCCGGGAAGUCAUUAUUGACCAACUGCCGGAUCUGAUGGGGCUUAAAGCAGCCAGCGUGACAAAUACAUUUGGUACCAAUCCAUGUGCAGAUAAUAAUGGAGGCUGCAGCCACUUGUGUUUCUUCUGUCCCCGAGGGGUACAGUGCUCUUGCCCAAUGGGGCUGGAGUUACUGGGUGACAUGAGGACUUGCAUCAUUCCAGAAGCAUUUUUAGUUUUCACAAGCCGAGCAACCAUUCACAGGAUUUCCUUGGAAACAAACAACAAUGGUGUUACAAUCCCACUCACUGGGGUCAAAGAAGCUUCUGCCCUGGACUUCGAUGUGUCUGAUAAUAGAAUCUAUUGGACAGAUAUUACAUUAAAGACCAUAAGCAGAGCUUUCAUGAAUGGGAGCUCACUAGAGCAUGUGAUUGAAUUUGGUCUAGACUACCCAGAAGGCAUGGCUGUAGACUGGAUGGGAAAGAACCUUUAUUGGGCGGACACAGGAACAAAUCGGAUUGAAGUUGCUCGUCUUGAUGGACAGUUUCGGCAAGUUCUAAUCUGGAAAGACUUGGAUAACCCUAGAUCCCUGGCCUUGGAUCCUGCUAAGGGAUAUAUGUAUUGGACGGAAUGGGGAGGAAAACCUAGAAUUGUUCGUGCCUUCAUGGAUGGAACCAAUAGUAUUACGUUGAUUGACAAAUUGGGUCGAGCCAAUGAUUUAACCAUUGACUACACUGACCAAAGGCUCUACUGGACUGAUCUGGACACAUGCAUGAUUGAAUCCUCCAACAUGUUGGGCCAAGAAAGAGUGAUCAUUGCCGAUGAUCUUCCUCACCCAUUUGGUCUUACCCAGUACAGUGAUUUUAUCUACUGGACGGACUGGAAUGUCCGUAGUAUUGAAAGAGCAGACAAAACCAAUGGGAAGAACCGUACCCUGAUUCAAGGCCACUUGGACUUUGUGAUGGACAUCCUCGUCUUCCAUUCCUCUCGGCAGGACGGCUUUAAUGACUGCAUGCAAAGCAAUGGUCACUGUAGUCAGCUAUGUCUGGCUGUGCCAAGUGGAUACAGAUGUAGCUGCUCGUCUCAUUACACCUUGGACUCCAACAACCGGAACUGCAGCUUGCCUUCCAGCUUCCUUCUGUUCAGUCAGAAGACUGCCAUAAGUCGCAUGGUUUUAGAUGAGCAACAGAGUCCAGACCUCAUACUUCCUAUCCAUGGUCUGAGAAAUGUCAAGGCAAUUGGUUAUGACCCUCUAGAUAAGCUAAUCUACUGGGUGGAUGGACGGCAAAAUGUAAUCAAAAGAGCAAAGGAUGAUGGCUCCCAGCCAUUUGUGGUGGUAUCCACUCCGAAUCAAAGCCAAACACAGGAAAAACAGCCCCAUGAUCUAAGCAUUGACAUAUACAGCCACAGUUUAUAUUGGACUUGUGAGAGCACCAAUACCAUCAAUGUCAACAGACUUAAUGGUGAGACUUUAGGAAUAGUCUUACGUGGAGACCAUGACAAGCCAAGAGCCAUUGCUGUGAAUGCAGAACGAGGGUAUAUGUAUUUUACCAACAUGCAAGAUCGCUCCCCAAAGAUUGAACGAGCUGCAUUAGAUGGGACAGAGCGUGAAGUGCUAUUCACAACAGGACUCAUCCGGCCAGUCGCUCUUGUUGUAGAUAACAAACUGGGGAAGCUGUUCUGGGUCGAUGCAGAUUUGAAACGUAUAGAAAGCAGUGACUUGUCAGGAGCAAAUCGAAUAACUUUGGAAGAAUCAAACAUCCUCCAGCCCAUGGGACUUACAGUUCUUGGAGAUCACCUAUACUGGAUUGAUCGGCAGCAGCAGAUGAUCGAAAGGGUAGAGAAGACAAACGGUUUCAAAAGGACAAGAAUUCAAGGCCGCAUUGCUCACCCUACCGGCAUUCAUGCAGCCGAACCUAUGGAUAUGACCGAAUUCUCUGCUCACCCAUGUUCUCGAGAUAAUGGUGGCUGCUCUCAUAUAUGCAUUGCCAAAGGAGAUGGUACCCCUCGGUGUUCCUGUCCGGUUCAUCUUGUUCUGUUACAGAACCUUUUAACAUGUGGCGAGCCACCCACAUGUUCACCAGAACAGUUCACCUGUGGCACUGGAGAAAUUGACUGCAUCCCCUUGUCCUGGCGUUGUGAUGGUAUUUCUGAGUGUGAAGACGACAGCGAUGAGAAGAAUUGUCCCAUGUGUUCCCCCAACCAGUUCCAGUGUGAGAAAGGACAAUGCAUUGAUGCCCGUCAGAAGUGCAAUGGAGAGUAUGACUGUCAGGACAAGUCCGAUGAAAUGGACUGUGAUUCAAAUUGCCUCCCCAACCAGUUCCUGUGUUCUAAUGGACAAUGUAUAAUGGCAAACCAAAAAUGUGACUCUUUUCCCGACUGCAGUGAUAGUUCCGACGAACUUCUUUGUAAUGAAAUUGGUAAGAUGCCAUUAGAAGAAACACCUUCUCACAGCAGUGCCAUCGUUCCAGUGAUUAGCAUCAUCCUGUCCGUGUUUGUGGUGGCCGGAUUGUAUUUUGUAUGCCAGAGAGUUGUGUGUCAGAGAUAUACAGGUCCAAACGGACCUUUCCCGCAUGAAUACAUCAGUGGAACCCCACACGUCCCUCUGAACUUUCUAACAACUAGAAGUUCUCAACCCGGUACUUACACAGGUAUUUCCUGUGGAAAACCAAUAAUCAGUUCAAUGAGCAUCAUAGGAGGCAGCAGUGGAGCACCUUUGUAUGACAGGAACCAUGUAACCGGAGCCUCUUCUAGCAGUUCAUCCAGCACAAAGGCUACACUUUACCCCCAGAUAUUGAACCCUCCUCCAUCACCAGCAACAGAUCGUUCCUUGUACAACACUGAAGUAUUCUAUUCAUCAAACAGUCCGUCCACUACAAGAUCAUACAGGCCUUACAUUACACGAGGAAUUGUACCACCGACAACACCAUGCAGCACCGACGUGUGUGACAGUGACUAUACAACAAGUAGAUGGAAAGCAAAUAAAUACUACAUGGAUCUGAAUUCGGAUUCUGACCCGUAUCCACCUCCUCCCACUCCUAGGAGUCAGUACAUGUCAGCGGAGGAGAGCUGCCCCCCUUCUCCCACCACAGAAAGAAGUUACUUUCACCUUUACCCACCACCACCCUCCCCAUGUACAGACUCUUCAUGACCCCAACAGAAAGAAGCCAACACCUUUUAUUGUAAAUAGUUUUAAAUAUGAACAAAAGAACAAAUAUAUAUAAAUAUUAAUAAAUAUAUUUUAUGAUUUUAAAGAUAAACCACAUCUGUUUUUUUCUACAAAAAAUAAAACAAAAGAAAAUGGAGAAAAGUUUGGGGAAAAAAAAUUAAAUGUGAAUACAAAUGGGUUGGGGGGGAUUGUGAAAAUUGUACAGUUAAAUAUUUAUAAUUUGCUUUUAAUUUGCUUUAUUUUUAAUUUAAAUGCCACGUGCCAUGUUUUUAAUAGAAGCUACAAAACUUAAGUGUAUUUUAGGCAGACUUGUGAAAUCGGACCACGUGUUCUAAUUGGUGCUAAGUCAUGAGGUACAAACAUUCUAAGAACCACGUGUCUUAUAUUUAAAGUGAACUAUAGCUGAUGUCUAAUCAUUUCUUAUAUUUUUGAAUAUUUUGUGGUCUUCCAAAUUCAUGCGGCAUGUGUUCUGUCAAAGGUAUUUGAAAUAUUCAUUAUUUUGUCUUGUGUUUUGUUUUUGUUUUUUUUGUAGCACGACAAUUAUAUAAAAUGGAGCAAUCCCAACUCCAUUGUUUAGAACUUUGCCCUAAAAAAUAUUCCCUAACAUUAAAAUUUCUUUAUGGAAAUUAUGUCUUCUUACUACCAAAGCUGGAUUUACGUGUCAGAUGCCUAUAGGUGUAAACUUUUUAGGUGUCUAUACCUUCCUCAAAUAUUUCAGCUUUCAUUCUGAUGCUUGCUCUAUGAUUUAGAGGACACCCCAGAUUAUUGGGAAGUACAUCUCUAUGUACAUCAAAAUGUAAUAGUGUAUGUAAAUAUAUCUCAAAAUUUUACAUUUGUACGAAUGGCGGGAAUGUUUUGUAGACUGGCGAUGUUUGAAAGCUGCCUAUUCUGCCUAUUUGUAAAAACCAGUCCUGGUUAAUUCAGCACAAACUUUUUAAGGAAGCUCCUCUAAUAAACAAUAAAACCACGUCUUCACAAAAUAUUUGACAAUAUGUUAAAAUUAAUAAUAUUGUGUGUGUGUUUAUAUUUAUGUAUGUACAUAUAGAUAUUUACAAAAUGACCAGAUUCACCUACAUAUAAGAGUCCAUUGUACAGUAUAUAAUAAGUUUUUUUUUUUUAUUCGAGUUGCAUUAACAUAGUGGUACAGGGAGCCUUUCCAAAAGUCAUGGCUUUAUUUCCAUUAUCUGUACCAAUGGUCUGUCUAUUUAAUGGAUGUGUACAUUACCUUAAUACUUGGCACCAAUUAGCAAGUAAAGCUCGUUACCUCUGUUUAGUUUGUUAUUUUUACACAAGCCUUUAGAGUAUAUCAUGCAGUGUAACUGUUUGCUGGUAAAUAUAAAAAAAAAAAUAAUAAAUGUGCACUUGUUGCAAUGCAUGUGAAUCAUAUUAACGAUUUGGUAAAUUAAGACUGCCUUUUUUUGUAAAAAAGAAAAAAAGUGAAGUAAUUAUGUUUCUGGAAAAAAGCACCAUAAAGAGUUAUUUUCCUGUAAAAUGUAUUUGUGUUUUUAUUUUUAACAUUAAUGCCUACAUAACCUCACAAGGUAGAGCAAUGCUUACAGGUAGGUCAUUAGAGCAAUGGUGCUCAACUCUUCUUUUUUGACUAUGGGAU
Pelobates fuscus (common spadefoot toad) is the source of this 6533-nucleotide messenger RNA. It is a transcript of the gene LRP5, whose product is annotated as LDL receptor related protein 5. The transcript has 23 exons. NCBI's taxonomy places the organism in Eukaryota, Metazoa, Chordata, Amphibia, Anura, Pelobatidae. Bases 89 to 4906 code for a protein of 1605 amino acids. Gene Ontology annotation, biological process: anterior/posterior pattern specification; bone morphogenesis; osteoblast development. Gene Ontology annotation, molecular function: Wnt-protein binding; coreceptor activity; Wnt receptor activity. The record is from RefSeq and is a predicted model, not a curated record.